CGCUUUUAACUUAAAAAGCCGUUUUAUACAAAUCAAGAACCAAUAUUGCUAUUGGCUACUUUCAUAAAGGCUUUACAUACAUUUUCAAACGUUGGCUUAUAGUUUUUGCAAUAGCAGAAUUGGAAAUUUUAUUAAAGAAAGCAGUAAGAAUCAUUAACACGAUGGCAGCCAAAGUGGUGAAGAUCUAUCAGCAGGCAGUUGAAUUCAAUAAUCGAAAAAUGGCCGGAGCUACGUUAUUCGAACGCGCUCAAGCCCUCACUAGCGUCAACCGUGAAGAGGGCAUUACGUUGUUGAAUAAAAUUGUACGUGAACAGGAAGUAGCUGAGAAUGAUGAAGAGUUGAUUCGCUUGAAGGAGCAGGGCAUCCUGCAGUUGGGGGAGUUGUAUAAGCAAGAAGGCAAGGCCAAAGAAUUGGCCGAUUUGAUCAAGGUGACGCGUCCCUUCCUCAGUUUGAUAAGCAAGGCGAAGGCAGCGAAAAUGGUGCGGACGCUAGUCGAUAUGUUUUUAGACUUGGAUGCUGGUACGGGCAUAGAGGUGCAAUUAUGCAAAGAUUGCAUUGAGUGGGCGAAACAAGAAAAGCGCACAUUUUUACGUCAAUCAUUGGAGGCACGUCUCAUUGCAUUAUUCUUCGACACAGGCUUGUAUACAGACGCUUUGGCACUUGGCUCGCAGUUGCUGCGCGAACUGAAAAAAUUGGAUGACAAAAAUUUGUUGGUUGAGGUGCAGCUGUUAGAGAGUAAAACGUAUCAUGCACUUAGUAAUCUACCUAAAGCGCGCGCCGCACUCACCUCUGCUCGCACAACCGCCAACGCGAUAUAUUGCCCGCCCAAGGUGCAAGGUGCUCUCGAUUUACAAUCGGGAAUUUUACAUGCCGCCGAUGAACGUGACUUCAAAACGGCAUUCUCCUACUUUUACGAAGCAUUCGAAAGUUUCGAUAGUGUGGAUAAUGCAAAAGCCUUAACUGGUUUAAAAUACAUGUUAUUGUGCAAAAUUAUGUUAGGUCAGUCUGAGGAUGUUAACCAAAUUGUGAGCGGAAAAUUGGCUAUCACUUACUCAGGCCGCGACAUUGAUGCCAUGAAGGCUGUAGCGGAAGCUUCACACAAACGUUCACUUGCCGAUUUUCAAGAGGCAUUGAAAAACUACAAGAAGGAACUGUCAGAAGAUGUAAUUGUGCAGGCGCAUUUGGGUACAUUGUACGACACUAUGUUGGAACAGAAUCUGUGCCGCAUUAUCGAACCAUACUCGCGAGUACAGGUUUCUCACGUUGCCGAAUGCAUUAAGUUGCCCAUGCCACAAGUAGAGAAAAAGCUUUCACAAAUGAUUCUCGACAAGAAAUUCAGCGGUAUCUUGGAUCAAGGCGAAGGUGUACUGAUCGUUUUCGAAGAGACGCCUGUUGAUAAGACCUAUGAGCGCGUUUUGGAGACUAUUCAUAGCAUGGGCAAAGUGGUCGACACACUCUAUCAGAAGGCCAAGAAGUUGUCAUAGAUAAACAGACCGUUGCUAAAUAACACAUAAAUAAUUAAAAAAACAAAAAACUUUAAUCAAAUAUUUUCUUUUUUUUUUAUAUAAAAUUAAAAGCAUUAUUCUGUUAAAUUUGUAUUGAAAUAUUGGCGGUAGCAGCUCUAGCCGCAGACAAGUUCAAUGCCCUUGUACACAGCACACACUCAACCGAUUCGAUUAAUGCCCGUUGUUUGUAUCCGAAUUUGUGGUACAACAAUUGAUCGUUUUAGAUGCAGUAAAUAGUAGAAAAGAAGCAGAUAAAUCAACAAAGAAAAAACCGUGAACAAUUUAUAUAAAUUUUUGCUAAUUAUUUUGUAUGCAAAGUGCACUGAACAACAACAAAAUAUAUUUACUUAACAAUAAAACGAAAUGUUUCAAAAUGUUUGCUGGUGACAAUUGGCAUACGUACAUUUGUAGUAAUAUUGAAUUAGCUACUAACACAAUAAUAACAACAAAUAACAAUUAAUUAUACAUUAGUAAUAUGAAAAAGAGUAAAAUUUCGAACCUACUUUUCCAAUACAUAAUAACUAUAAAGCGCAAACUUUCUCUGGUUGUAUGGCGUCAGCUAUGGAACAAUUCUAUAAUCAUUAAAAAUAAACAGGAAGGCAAAGAAAUAAAUGCCUCCUUCAGUACCACAA
Molecule: messenger RNA, 2137 nt
Organism: Anastrepha obliqua
Lineage: Eukaryota; Metazoa; Arthropoda; Insecta; Diptera; Tephritidae
Gene: Rpn6
Product: 26S proteasome non-ATPase regulatory subunit 11
Exons: 5
Coding region: 162-1484 (440 amino acids)
Biological process (GO): ubiquitin-dependent protein catabolic process
Cellular component (GO): proteasome regulatory particle, lid subcomplex
Molecular function (GO): structural molecule activity
Source: RefSeq, a predicted model, not a curated record